Molecule: messenger RNA, 3327 nt
Organism: Xiphias gladius (swordfish)
Lineage: Eukaryota; Metazoa; Chordata; Actinopteri; Istiophoriformes; Xiphiidae
Product: vesicular inhibitory amino acid transporter-like
Exons: 8
Coding region: 65-2071 (668 amino acids)
Biological process (GO): amino acid transmembrane transport
Cellular component (GO): vacuolar membrane
Molecular function (GO): amino acid transmembrane transporter activity
Source: RefSeq, a predicted model, not a curated record
CUCCCCGAAACCCCUUAGACCUCCAGAGGCAGAGAAGCUGACCCUGCAGACUGUGAGGCUGAAGAUGGGCUCCCUUCACUGGGCUCGGAGCUUUAGGCAGCCCUGGAGUGCUGCUGGGUCUCUGUGGGGCUGGGCAGUGUCGAGGCUACGCCUGGACUGGACAACAAGGUUCCUUCAGGAGGAUGAAGAGAUGGUGGUUCUGACCCACAGUGAUGAGUUGGACAGAACCUAUGGUGAGGACAGCAUAUUGCCUUCUGACCACAUCACAAACAAAAAUACAAGCUCUGAUGACCCCGGAAAAAACAAGACCUCAUUUAGACGAAACAGCCUGUCUCUGACCGAGCAAGACACCCCCACUAUGAAGGAGAGACCGGCUCCUAACCUGAUAGGUUCCAGCAGCGCCUUAGGGCUUCAUAGUACCGCUUUUAAAGAAACCAGGGCCACUGUACUCUCCACUGGACCCAGGACCAUCACCGUAACUUCAGCAGUUACCACCGCGGACUCCGUUAGGUUCAAAAACACCACAAGUUAUGGCAAAGGAAAAAGAUCCACUGAGACGCAAGCUGACAAGAUGAAGAGCAACAGUGAGGAUAACCCGAGUUUCAACCGGAACCAUGGUAACAAAAGAAGAUCCCAUAGGCUGGCUGGGCUGCUUAAAGGGAAUAUACAAAAGCAGAGACUCUCUGAAGAUGGAGAGGGAAAAAGUGAAGGGAAGGAAACUGCGGUGGGGACUUCUCAGUUCUGUACCCACCUUGAAGAAGAGAGAGCAAGGAUGGGUUUGGCUGAUCCAUUUCAGAGCCACAGAACUGGCACCACCGGUCUGAAUCCCUCUCCCACCAUCACCGCCUGGGAGGCCGGCUGGAAUGUAACAAAUGCUAUACAGGGCAUCUUUGUGUUGGGUUUACCCUUUGCUCUGGUCCAGUCAGGUUAUGUGGGUCUGGUUGUGUUGGUUCUGUCGGCCUGGGUCUGUAACCACACAGGGAGGAUCCUGGUGGCCUGUCUAUAUGAAAAGGGACAAAGCGGGGUGUCUGGCUCGGUGUCAAAGGUCCGAGUCCGACACAGCUACCAGGACGUAGUGGAGGCCUGCUGCCAAGGACUGUGGCCCAGCUGGCCUGGACUGGGGGGGUGGAUGGUUAAUGUAGCUCAGGUCAUUGAACUGUUGAUGACCUGCACCCUGUAUCUAGUGGUCUCCACCAGUCUGUUGUCCGACAGUUUGUCAGGAAUGGCUGUUCCCAGAUCCGCAUGUUCUCUGGUCUCGCUGAUGUUCCUGCUGCCCUGCCUGCUGCUGACUGAUCUCAGACCAGUCUCGACACUCAGCCUGCUCUGCUCCCUGGCUCACAUACUGAUCAGCCUGUUGGUCAUGCUGUACUGUCUGAGUCUAGCCAGCAGCUGGUCUUUGUCCUCUCUAACUCUGUCUGUGGACCCGGAGGACUUCCUCGUCUCCGUGGGUGUCAUCAUCUUCUCCUACACCUCCCAGAUCUUCCUCCCUCCUCUAGAGGGCAGUAUGGAGGACAGAGGGCAGUUUAACGCAAUGCUGGGUUGGACCCAUGGCGCUGCCUGCAUAAUGAAAACUACGUUUUCUUUACUGGCCGUACUGACCUGGGGGGCAGAGACUAGUGAGGUCAUCACAGACAACCUGCCCUCUGACCUUCGACCUCUAGUCAACCUGUGUCUGUUGGCAAAAGCCCUGCUGUCCUACCCUCUGCCAUUCUACUCUGCUGCUGAAAUACUGCAAACCUGUCUGCUUAGAGGCUCUGCUGCCUCUUUGCACUCCAAACAUGGAGCUCGAGGUGUGUCACGUCCGGCCCUGCUGGUCCGCGCCACCUUGCUGAUGACAUCAUACCUGCUGGCCCUGCUGGUGCCCAGGUUUUCCCUGUUGAUGGGUUUGACAGGCAGUGUGACCGGGUCGGCCAUGACGCUCAUACUGCCGUGCCUGUUUCACCUGAGCCUACACUGGGGCCGCCUCACUUUGAGAGACCGCCUGAUCGAUGUUGGUAUACUGAGUGUAGGGGUCAUCUGUAGCGUGUCUGGUGUGAUUUGUUCAGUGAAAAGACUGGUGGGGGGGCUGUAGGAGGGGAAGAUGGACGGAUGGUGAACAUGCGCUCAGGUUAGACAUUACAGUGUCUGCAUAUAGUCUGAAAGUUUAAUCAUAAAGCAGUGAGUUAGUCAAAGCACAAAGGAUUCAUGUGUCUGGGGGUGUGAGGUGAACUGACUCAUAGUGUUCAUUAUUGGGCUUGAAUUGAAUCGUGAGGAAUUUAUACAAAUUUCAUGCUGGACGGACCUACAGCAGCAGUCCAUCAAACAGAUAAGAGGGAGUGCAAAUGAAAUCAUCCAUGUUUUAUUGUAGAAGUAUUUUCGUAUUGAAGAUGAAUAACAAAGGAUGCUCUAACACAUGGCAAUAUAUAUUACAGCAUAAGGGGGUAUAAGGGAAGUCAUCAACAUCAAACAUGGAUAGACUCUGUAUAUUGUGAUCAAUGGUGUUGAGUCUGUUUUAUCGUUCAGUUUUACCAUGGUUGAUUUUGAUUAUUGCAUCAAAAUGGAAUAUUAAAAUGUCCGUUACUUUGACAAUACACAGCUCCAGAAAAAGCUAGUAAGUGGACCUUGAGUUGGGAUUGUUUUGUCAAACUACUAUAUCCAAGGUCAACUGUGAACUUUCGUGCCUCAUUUUGAAUGCUGACAUAAGGAAAGUAAAGCCCCGUAUUUACCAUGGUGACAAAUUGCAUAUGGUGCCAAGUGAUGUGAGUGAUAAAAGAAUCAGUCAAAAAUACAAAAUUUAAGUCAGUAUAUCAACCUUAUGUUUCUAUAAGCUUCUUAUAGAUUUACCCGUCACCACCAGGGAUGUUUGUGGCAUUCUAUUAACCAAACCAUCAAAACUUCAGAAGCUCAUUUCCCACAUUGUCUUGUUUGUGAGAGGAAGAAGUAAAAGUAAAUAUAAUUUAUAGUCUUGGGAUUGCCUGGGACAGCAAAGGAGGGAGUUAUCUCUUUUUCAGUAAGAGAUUGUCUCAAAGUUACACACAUAAUGUCAGAAAAUGUCCCAGGAUUUUGUCAGAAUAAGGUGUGGAGUUUUGUCACAUAUACUCCAAUUCAGAACGGAACCAGGAAAAGUAAAAAAUUUUGUUCCAGUCUAUGGUGUUGCUGUAGGAAGACAAGAUAAUUAUGGCCAUUAGUGGAACAAACUGAAGUACAAUACAAUUCAUUCUAUUUUUGAAGAUUUAAUGUCGACGUGAACAUUUUUGCUGUGUAUCAUUGUGGUAAAAAUGCAGUUCUCUGUGUUGUAAAUGUGUGAAUUUUAUCUCUGCUGUAAAAAUGAUCUAAUUAGCCCUCUGG